Drosophila innubila is the source of this 1186-nucleotide messenger RNA. RefSeq names its product tubulin beta-1 chain-like. The annotation marks the transcript as partial. Gene Ontology annotation, biological process: mitotic cell cycle; microtubule cytoskeleton organization. The transcript is spliced from 5 exons. Lineage: Eukaryota; Metazoa; Arthropoda; Insecta; Diptera; Drosophilidae. Gene Ontology annotation, cellular component: cytoplasm; microtubule. The record is from RefSeq and is a predicted model, not a curated record. Gene Ontology annotation, molecular function: structural constituent of cytoskeleton; GTPase activity; GTP binding.
ACGUUGGAUUCUCGACGCGAACGCGACGAUCGCUCAAAGCAAACAUACAUAUAUAUACAUAACCCGUACCUGAAAACUGAUUUCAAUUUCCCGCGUUUCCCCUGCUCGCAAUUCGUGUUCGUGUCUGCGUCUGUGUGAGUGAGUGAGUGUGCUUAGCUCUCUCUCUUUGAUAAGUUCGUGAAUAUUCUCGAGUCAGUUGACCAACGACACAGUUCACAUACUAUUUUCCUGACCUUUGUCAAGUGUCUGAGCGCCAAUCGAUAUGAGGGAAAUUGUGCAUCUACAAGUGGGCCAAUGUGGCAAUCAAAUUGGUUCAAAGUUCUGGGAAAUUAUCUCAGAUGAGCAUGGCAUCGAUCCCAAUGGCUAUUAUCACGGCGAAUCGAACCUGCAACGCGAACGCAUCGAUGUCUACUAUAAUGAGGCAAGCAGCGGCAGGUAUGUGCCCCGUGCUGUGCUCAUCGAUCUGGAGCCGGGCACCAUGGACUCGGUGCGUCAAUCACCAAUGGGUCAACUGUUCAGGCCUGACAACUUUGUCUUCGGACAAUCGGGAGCGGGCAACAACUGGGCCAAGGGUCACUACACAGAGGGCGCCGAACUGAUUGAUUCCGUAUUGGAAGUGAUACGCAGGGAAUCCGAGGGCUGUGAUUGUCUGCAGGGCUUUCAACUGGCUCACUCGCUGGGCGGCGGCACCGGUUCUGGUUUGGGCACACUAUUGAUUUCGAAGAUACGCGAGGAGUAUCCGGAUCGUAUCAUGAAUACCUUCUCAGUGGUGCCCUCACCCAAGGUAUCCGAUACCGUUGUGGAGCCGUACAAUGCAACGCUCUCCAUCCAUCAGCUGGUGGAGAACACCGAUGAGACCUUCUGCAUUGACAAUGAGGCGCUUUAUGACAUUUGCUUCCGCACGCUGAAGUUAUCGUCGCCCACCUAUGGCGAUCUGAAUCAUCUGGUUUCCGUCACAAUGUCUGGAGUUACCACUUGCCUGCGGUUCCCGGGUCAGCUCAAUGCUGAUCUCCGUAAGUUGGCCGUCAAUAUGGUGCCCUUCCCGCGCCUCCACUUCUUCAUGCCCGGCUUUGCCCCACUGACCGCCAAGGGAUCGCAACAAUAUCGUGCUCUGACGGUCGCCGAGUUGACCCAACAGAUGUUUGAUGCGAAGAACAUGAUGACAGCUUGUGAUCCCAGGCAUGGA